Messenger RNA from Cuculus canorus (common cuckoo), 6993 nucleotides. It is a transcript of the gene DEAF1, whose product is annotated as DEAF1 transcription factor. Gene Ontology annotation, molecular function: DNA binding; DNA-binding transcription factor activity, RNA polymerase II-specific. Bases 1528 to 3270 code for a protein of 580 amino acids. The record is from RefSeq and is a predicted model, not a curated record. Gene Ontology annotation, cellular component: nucleus. Gene Ontology annotation, biological process: regulation of transcription by RNA polymerase II. The transcript is spliced from 14 exons. NCBI's taxonomy places the organism in Eukaryota, Metazoa, Chordata, Aves, Cuculiformes, Cuculidae.
CCUUCGGGUACGAUCGUCGCACUCGGCCCGGUUCGGCCGCUUUCGGGCGGGUUCGGGCGCCGCCCGCUCGGGUGUCUCCGGCCAGUGGAUCGGGUGAGAUCGGAGAGGACUCGGCACCGCUCGGCUCCCCUUCGGGCUCGAUCGGAAACCGCUCGAGCGGACUCGGGAUUCUUCGGGCCGGGACCGCUCGGGGAGGCUCGGCCCCGCUCGGGCGGGCUCGGCCCCCGGCCCGAUCUGCCAGGUAUCGCCUCGGGACGCACUGCCUGCGCUCGGCCGGGGCCGGGAGCGGCCGAGCCGGCAGGGGAGCGCGGGCCCUGCUCGGCGGGAACCAUCGCUCGCCUUCGGACGAGGCCUGCGAAGACUCUUCGUGCACCAUUGGAAGCGUUCGGUUCCGCCCGAGCAAACACGCUCGGAGCCGCUCGGACAGGCUCGGAACUGUUCGGACCGCUCGGGCAAAGACGCUCGGAACCGCUCGGGAGGACUCGGAAUUGUUCGGGACCGCUCGGGCAAAGACGUUCGGAACCGCUCGGGCGGGUUCGGAACUGUUCGGAACCGCUCGGGCAGCCACAUUCGGAACUGUCCGGAACCGCUCGGGGAAAGACAUUCGGAACCGCUCGGGGAACAACGUUCCGGAAUCGCUCGGGGGCGCUCGGCAGCGCUCGGGCAGCCACGUUCGGAACCGCUCGGGAGGGCUCGGAACUAUUCGGCUCCGCUCGGGUGGACUCGGCUGCGCUCGGACAGGCUCGUUCGUCACCGCUCGGGGGCGCUCGGAGCUGUUCGGAACCACUUGCUCAAACACGUUGGAACCGCUCGGGCGGGCUCAGAACCGUUCAGAGUUGCUCGGGCGGGCUCAGAACCGUUCGGUCAAACACCUUUGGAACCGCUCUGGAGGGCUUGGGACCAGUCAGUUAAACACGUUCAGCAUCACUUGGUUAAACACAUUCAGCAUCCCUCAGUGAACCAGGCUCAGCAUAGCUCGGAACCUGCUCGGGCGGGCUCAGAACUAUUCAGAACCCCUCGGGCGAGCUCGGAACCGCUCGGUCAAACACCUUUGGAACCGCUCUGAAGGGCUUGGAACCACUCGAUUAAACACGUUCAGCAUCAGUCAGUGAAACACGUUCAGCAUUGCUCCGGCAGGCUGAGAACCUCCCCGGGGAAAGACAUUCGUCCCUGCUCAGGAGAGCUCGGAAUUGUUCAGAACCGCUUGGACAAAGACAUUCAGAACUGCUCAAGGAGGUUUGUAGCCACUUGGAGAAAAACGUUCAAAACCAUUCGGGGAAACAUGUUCGGCAUUGCUCAGUGAAACAUGUUUGUCACCACUCAGUGAACACAUUCGAAACCACUCGGGGAAAGACAUUUGGCACCGUUUGGGCGGGCUUGGCACUACUCGGCGGUGCUCAGAAGUGCUUGGGCAGGCUCAGAAGCCCUCGAGCAUCCUUGGCACGGCUCGGAAGCACUUGGCACCACUUGUCCGCCCGCCAAAGAGUGCUCGUGUGGCCCCGGAGACCUGGUCCCCCCUCGCCUCGCAUGGAGGACACCGACUCUGCAGCAAAGCAGCUGGGCUUGGCGGAGGCGGCGGCCGUGACGGCUGCAGCAGCUGUGGAAAGACCCGAAAAGCAGCAGAAGCAGCAACAACAGCAGCAGCCACGGCCGCGAGCGGUGGUGUCCAAGUCGGAGGAGGAGGAGGAGGCGGCAGUGGCGCAAGUGGCAGUGAUGGCAGCCGGUGCAGAGCACAUCCAGAUGGGCCCUGAGCCCCUGCGCAGCGCGGACGAGGCUGACGCUGCCUUCGCAGAAGUCACCACAGUGACAGUUGCCAACGUCGGGGCCUCUGCGGACAAUGUUUUCACAACGUCUGUGGCAAAUGCAGCUUCGAUUUCAGGACAUGUGCUGUCUGGGAGAACAGCCCUCCAAAUCGGGGACAGCUUGAAUACUGAAAAAGCCACACUCAUAGUGGUUCACACAGAUGGCAGCAUUGUGGAAACGACGGGUCUGAAGGGGCCGCCAGCACCUCUCACUCCAGGACCACAGUCUCCUCCUGCCCCUUUAGCACCUGUCCAAGAGAAAACUGGAACAAAGUACAACUGGGAUCCGUCUGUGUAUGAGAAUGAGCUCCCGGUGCGGUGCCGGAAUAUCAGCGGCGUUCUCUACAAAAACAGGCUUGGCUCAGGAGGCCGUGGUAGGUGCAUUAAGCAAGGGGACAACUGGUACAGCCCCACUGAAUUUGAAGCUAUGGCGGGACGAGCCAGCAGCAAAGACUGGAAGAGGAGCAUCCGCUAUGCUGGGAGGCCCCUGCAGUGCCUUAUUCACGAUGGGAUUUUAAAUCCUCACGCUGCUUCCUGUACAUGUGCUGCCUGCUGUGAUGACAUGACUCUGAGCGGCCCCAUUCGACUCUUUGUACCAUAUAAAAGGCGGAAAAAAGAAAAUGACAUGCCUACAACUCCAGCGAAGAAGGACUGCUCCAAAAACAUCAGUCUGCUUCCAGCCACAGCAGCUACUACAUUCACGGUGACUCCUUCUGGACAAAUCACUACGUCCGGCGCUCUGACGUUCGACCGUGCGUCGACAGUGGAAGCCACCGCGAUUAUCUCGGAAAGUCCAUCCCAGGGCGAUGUUUUCAGUGGAGCCGCUGUUCAGGACACCAGCGUCCAGCAGCCUUGCCGGGUCAGCCACCCCGAGCCCCACUACCCCAGCUACCAGGACAACUGCCAGAUUUCACCUUUUCCUGAAGCUGCGCUGCCCACUUCUCACCCCAAAAUAGUGCUAACCUCACUCCCCGCUCUGGCGGUGCCCCCUGCAACCCCCACCAAAGCCAUAUCCCCUUCGGUGGUGAAUGGGCUGGAAGUGACGGAGCAGCGGAGCUGGCUCUACUUGGAAGAGACGGUCAACUCAUUGCUCAACACCGCUCAGCAGCUGAAGACUCUCAUUGAACAGGCCAAGCAGGCCAGCUCCUCCUUCCGCGAGGCUGCUGUCACUCAAGCCAAAAUCCAAGCUGAUGUGGAGAGGAAAGAGCAAUAUCAGAACCAGUUAUUUCAACAGACAGAAGAUGUGGAUGGGAAAUCGGAAAUCAUCAUCAAGCAGUCCUGUGUCAACUGCGGUCGUGAGGCGAUGAACGAGUGCACGGGAUGCCACAAAGUCAACUACUGUUCUACUUUCUGCCAGAGGAAGGACUGGAAGGACCACCAGCAUAUCUGCGGCCAGUCGGCCACGGUGACAGUGCAGGCUGACGAGGUGCACGUCACAGACAGCGUCAUGGAGAAGGUUGCUGUCUGAGCACAUCUACCUCUUGGACUGGUCAUGAAUGACACAACGCGGCCGGCUGGAUCGGAGGCGCGGCAUGAAUGGUUUGUCCUUUAUGAACCACACUCUUCUCCAGCAAACUGAUCUUUGAUACUGUGACAGUGUUUGCCUACACCCAAUCCUCUUUGUUGAGACUGUGAAAACCUCAGCUGAAUAGAACAGCUGCCACUGACCUGCAGCCUCGCAGCUGGGAGCCACCUUCAGCUUAGGGAGCUUUGGCUUUGCCAGACUGGAGCCUCCACCGUGUGGAUGAUCGCAAUCUCAUCAUCUCUCUCGAGAUGGAUCUAACGCAGGUGCUGCCAUGAGAUGUGCCAGUGUUUCCAUCUCCCUUUGCCUCCCUACCUCUUGUUUGGAAAGAGAAACGAAACUGUGUUUGUUUUAUUUAAUUGCCUUGAAAAAUUGAGUCCAUGUUCUUCUGUUUGCCUGUGGAAGGAGUUUUGUUUCCUUGUGUUCCCUCUGUGCUGGGCAAAUUUGGAAAACAUUGGAGCUUCAGCACUUGAGAAUAAGUGAUAAAUACCAUGUUGUUAAAUAAAAUGCAGUGAAACCACGAGGGUGCCGUUUCCUUCUCACGGCAGCACUUGAAUGUGCUGAUAAACACAGCAAGUGGCCGCUGGGAGUGGCUGCAGCUACGAUGCUGCUGCGGUUCCACGUGCGUCUCUGGUCCUGGUCUCCAGAGGAGGCCAGUUGGGAAGUGUUUGUUCAGCAGGGCAUGGACAGUCACAGCCUGUUGCCUCCCUGGUGUGUGUCUGGCCAAUAUCAGAUCUGAUUGCACCCAGAGUUUAAUUAAGAGCGCUGCUCCAUUGUUGCCACUCAUUAACAGAGGGGGUGACCACUAGGAAGUUAUUUGCUUCAUUUGCUAUAACAAAAUCAUUUAAUUAUUAGUGUCUUCUUCAAUAAUUUAGGCUAAUUUAUUUGUGUUUUGAGGAUUCAUGCCCAACCAGAGGGGUCUUGGCAGAUGCACACCCUUCUGCUUUGGUGUUUUAGCCUCAGGCAUAACAAGUAUGAGGGGUCACUGGUUGUGGCACUGAAGGACAGAGUUCAAUGGUAGGGAUGGUGGCAUUGGAUUUAUAGUUGGACUCGAUCAUCUUAAGCGUCUUUUCCAAUGUAAAUGAUGCUGUGAUUCUCUUGUUCGCUCCAAUUUUAUCUUGGUGGGUGAGGAUUAGCUUACUCUUCAAGAGACGUCACCUCAGAAUGACAGUGAUCCAAAGUGGCAUCAAAAUUUAUGUCAGAAGGAGAAAAUCCUGUCCAGAGUGGCAGGAAAGCAAUAACAAAGCAAAUGAGGAUGCGAAAUACUGAACUCUUACAGCUGUCCCUAACCAGUCUUUUCCUCCUCCAUGAGUCUUAAAGGUCUCCUUAGGUUCUGCUCCUUGUGUUGUGAGGAGAUGGGAGCUGCUUUAUCAUCUCAGCAUCUCCAGAGAGCCCCGCAGUUGGGUUUGCUGGCAGCAGAGGGGAUCUGGUGGUGGAGGGCGGUGGCGAUUGCCCAGCAGGGCUUCACAGCAGUUAGUGAAUAUUGUUUCCUGGCUCAGAAUGCAGAGCAUCGUGGGCAAGGCAGGCAGCAUUUCAGACGGAGUUGGUGUCAGCAGAGGGGAAGCAGCAGCUGGCUGGCCUUCCCCAAAAGAACCAAGGAAAGCCGAGCACGAACUAAAGCGGGAUGGGACCAGAAAUUACACGUGCAAAACUCCAGGGAAGAAAAGAAUCAGCAAUUCCUCUGAUCUUAUAGCAGAACACUCACUUCUUCUGCUUCCCGGAGUGGUACUUCGGUAUCUGUAAUAGUUUCUUCUCACACUGUUAAAUUAUGAUUGUCUGUUUUCUAAAGCUUAAAAGACAAUUAGCUAAUUGAAAAGACAGCCUUAAUUGAGCACACAAUGAUACAGCUAAUCGGCAUGGUUUCUUGCCUCCAUCUAUUGCCCAUCAAGGUUGUGACUAAACAGAGAAGCAGGGGACAUCGAACGCCUCGUGCUGCUGUUGGGCUGUGCCCUGGACUGGUGUCAGCACUGCCUCAGUGGCACCUGGCGAGGGUGCAAAGAUCUUGGCAUGGUCCAUGUGUACACCAGAUCCAUCAGCUCAUGUCCAGCCUGGGGAAGGGUGGGCAGCAAGCCGUGCUCCUGCUUCAGGCCAACCCCUCAGCUCAAAGGAGCUGCUCUCAGAGAAGGUGGCCGAGUUGCGAUCCAGUGACUCUGCUGAUCCAGUUGCUCCUCAAAGAGUUGAGGGUGACAGCUUUGGCAUGGUGCCUUUCAGCUGUGCUUUCCAUGGCUUUCAGCUGGAAAACAUUCCUGUUGCGUCACCUCUCUGGCUCGCCUUUCAUUCUCCACAGGAAAUCAUUCACUGCUGGUUGGAGAAGUGAGCUCUGCGUGGACUGGGGGCUACAGCUGUGUGCUGAGGUGAGCUCCGACAGCGGGUACACGUGCACUGGAGCUCCUGCCUGGGUAGGUGACCAGGCAGCAGCUUCUCCCAGCACUACAGCCUCCACUCUCAUCAUAGAAUGGUUUGGGCUGGAAGGGGCCUCAAAGCCCAUCCAGUCCCACUCCUGCCAUGGGCAGGGACACUUCCCACUGGAUCAGGGUCUCCAAGCCCCAUCCAACCUGGCCUUCAACACCUCCAGGGAUGGGGCAGACACCACUGCUCUGGGCAAGUGUUCUCAGGCACCAGGUCGUGGCCGAGUACAGCUGAGCCUGGGAUGCUGAAUUUUGGCUUUACUGCACCUUUUAAAUGAAAAAAAAACAUUGGAAGAGAUCGGGGCAACAUACCUAAAUGAACAAAUUGUGGGUAUGAAUCAUUUGAGCGUCUCAUCAGAGCCCGGGCAGCUGUGCCCAGCACAGUGCCGCACUGCAGAGCACCAACGCUUCCACUCUAAUCCCUGUGGGAAUUCAAUAUCUUUAUUUGCAGAUGAUAAAUUGAUUGAGCCAUUGUUCUUUGUGGAAGAAAAGCUUAAGCUCUCCCUGCAGUACUGUUUUCCUUUUGUUUUGAAGCGAGCAAAUUACCCCUUGGAAAGCACCAACCCCAGACAGAAAUCGUUACUCUGACGCUUGCUGAUUCCUGCAAUCAUCAUUUCCUUCCAGAACAGCCAGAGUGGCUCCUGCUGGCCACCCUGGUGUCACCGCGCUCCACUUUACCAAAGGGAUUUCUUCCUGGUGGGUGUGAUGUGAUGAGGCGUUCUGGAGAGCGAGCGGUCACAUUGGUGUGCCUUUGGAUGGGUAAAUCCACAAUUUGUGCAGCCAAGUGUCCUUAUACAAGGGCUUUACGCCUCUCAUCCUCGCUAUCCUAGUGCGUUCAGCAGCAGGAGUGUGACCCAGCACUGCUCCCAAGCAGGGAAAACCACACAGUUAGCGGGAAAAGGCAACUGUUCCAUGAGCUGGUAAGGAGCAACGUGGCUGGAGAGGGCUGAGUGACAUUCAUCUUUCUUGCGCUGUGGGAAAGGCUGCUGCAUUUCAAGCCAUGGGGUUACUAAGUCCCCACAGCCAUCACUUCGGUGUCCUCCAGGUCUUGAUCAGAGUUUGCCAUGGCUGAGCUGGCCCUGGGGGGUUCAGGAUGUCAGGCUCGGCCAUUUAUUUUGGUUUUUUUUCUGUUCUGGUGGGCUCAGCAGAAGAGGUGCAAGACUUUGCGGAAGAAGUUCCUGAACUCCGUGUUGAAAACGGUAUAAAUGAUAGGGUUGAGCGCGCUGUUGACGUAACCCAGCCAAGUGACAGUGCUGGUGAC